AUGAUCUGCAUCCUCGCAAUUUUCGCUCUCAUUACCCUCGCGGCUGCUCGACCGCUUCACGAACAACCAACAGCAAACUUAAGCACCCUCCACCUCUUCUACCACUCACCCGAUGCGCGGGUGAUCGGUGAUGGUCAAGGCGAUCAGUUAGACAUCAAGGAAGUCAUCAAUCCUUACAAUUCCAAAACCACAUCUAAUCGAACUCUCGCCAAAAAACAUUAUGGUUCUGACCACGAAAUUCUACACCACAACGACCAUCACUACCACCUCACGAUCCGAAACUAUAACAUCAACAAACACCGCUUCCACAAUCAGCACAGUGCCCAACGAGACCGCCCCAAUCAUUAACAGAGCCGCCGAAACCGUCGAGGACCCAACAUCCCCCCCUACGACGUUCGUAUUACAUGCAACUCCAAUCGGAACAACUACCGCCGAACCGGAGCGCGAGGUAUCAAAACCCACAAAUGACACUGCUACCAUCCAACAACUUAUGGACCAGAACCGCCGGUUAUUGGAAUACAUCACCAGACUUCAAAGGAAUCAAACUUCUACACCCGACAAAAAUUUAUAUUCCUCCGCCAACUUUUCACCCUAUACUGCAGUCAUGUUCUAGCGGAUUGUUUUUACCGCUUAAUAACUUG
Molecule: messenger RNA, 641 nt
Organism: Diprion similis
Lineage: Eukaryota; Metazoa; Arthropoda; Insecta; Hymenoptera; Diprionidae
Exons: 4
Coding region: 221-613 (130 amino acids)
Source: RefSeq, a predicted model, not a curated record